AUGGGGCCCUGGGAUUGCUAUAGUCCUGGGGUGCAGGCUUCCCCAGGGAGGCGUUCGGGGAUGGAAGUGGAGGAGAAAAAUUCCCGUUACAUUCCGGUUCGAGACUUAAUCGCUGAGACUGCAGCUUCCCUUGACGUAUUUAAGGAGAGGCCGGUCCCGGGCGGGAAAGGGAGCGUUGUCCCUUUAAUUGUGUCCCCGGCCCCCGGGCGUCCCUGCCCACGGACGCCCACGUCAGCAGCUCCCUUUUGUUUCUGCCACAUUGGGGCUCCCGGAGCGGGCCGCCGGAACUGCCCCCGCCCCGCCCGGUCCCAACCGGACCGAGCCGGACCGAACCGGACCGAACCGGACCGAACCAUCGGCCCCACCCGCGGGGACCGCCCGGCGCCCCCUCCCCCCCCGGGCCCGACGGGGGACGCGCUGCGCCGCUUUGCCCCCGGGGACACCGGGGGACACACGCCCCGCCGGGCAACGACGGCCCGCGACACCCGCAGCGCCGCGGGCGGACGCCGCGGGAACUGCACCUCAGCCCCGCGCCCCGCCCGAGGGGCAGCGCCGCGGAAGGGCAGCGCCGCGGACGGCCGCCGCGGGAACUGCACCUCAGCCCCGCUCCAGCGCCCCGCCCCGCCCGGGGGACAGCGCCGCGGAAGGCCGCCGCGGGAACUGCACUUUAGCCCUGCGCCAGCGCCCCGCCUGAGGGGCAGCGCCGCGGACGGCCGCCGCGGGAACUGCACUUCAGCCCCGCGCUACGCCCCGCCCCGCCCCGCCCCGCCCGAAGGGCAGCGCCGCGGACGGCCGCCGCGGGAACUGCACUUCAGCCCGUCGCCAGCGCCCCGCCCCGCCCGAGGGGCAGCGCCGCGGAAGGCCGCCGCGGGAACUGCACUUCAGCCCGUCGCUAGCGCCCCGCCCCACCCGAGGGGCAGCGCCGCGGACGGCCGCCGCGGGAACUGCAACUCAGCCCCGCGCCAGCGCCCCGCCCCGCCCGAGGGGCAGCGCCGCGGACGGCCGCCGCGGGAACUGCAGUUGAGCCCGUCGCCAGCGCUCCGCCCCGCCCGAAGGGCAGCUCCGCGGAAGGCCGCCGCGGGAACUGCAACUCAGCCCCGCGCCAGCGCCCCGCCCCGCCCGAGGGGCAGCGCCGCGGAAGGCCGCCGCGGGAACUGCACCUCAGCCCAGCGCCAGCGCCCCGCCCCGCCCGAGGGGCAGCGCCGCAGAAGGCCGCCGCGGGAACUGCACGUCAGCCCCUCGCUAGCGCCCCGCCCCGCCCCUCCCGAGGGACAGCGCCGCGGAAGGCCGCCGCGGGAACUGCACCUCAGCCCCGCGCCAGCGCCCCGCCCCGCCUGGGGGACAGCGCCGCGGGCGGCCGCCGCGGGAACUGCACUUCAGCCCCUCGCUAGCGCCCCGCCCCGCCCGAGGGACAGCGCCGCGGAAGGUCGCCGCGGGAACUGCACUUCAGCCCCUCGCCAGCGCCCCGCCCCGCCUGAGGGACAGCGCCGUGGAAGGCCGCCGCGGGAACUGCACUUCAGCCCCUCGCUAGCUCCCCGCCCCUCCCGAGUGACAGCGCCGCGGACGGCCACCGCGGGAACUGCGCCUCCGCCCUUCGCCAGCGCCCCGCCGGGAAGCCAGGGGCAGCGCCGCAGCCGGCGGUCGCGGGAACUGCAUCUCCGCCCCAUGGCAGCGCCCCGCCGGGAAGCCAGAGACAGCGCCGCAAACGGCGGUCUCGGGAACUGCACCUCCGUUCCAUGGCAGCGCCGCCGCCGGCCGCCGCGGGAACUGCACCUCCGCCUCUCGGCAGCGCCCCACCGGAGAGGCUACUUUUCCUGA
Molecule: messenger RNA, 1818 nt
Organism: Tachyglossus aculeatus (Australian echidna)
Lineage: Eukaryota; Metazoa; Chordata; Mammalia; Monotremata; Tachyglossidae
Product: basic salivary proline-rich protein 1-like
Exons: 7
Coding region: 1-1818 (605 amino acids)
Source: RefSeq, a predicted model, not a curated record